Thamnophis elegans (Western terrestrial garter snake) is the source of this 2769-nucleotide messenger RNA. RefSeq names its product Bardet-Biedl syndrome 2 (gene BBS2). The record is from RefSeq and is a predicted model, not a curated record. NCBI's taxonomy places the organism in Eukaryota, Metazoa, Chordata, Lepidosauria, Squamata, Natricidae. Gene Ontology annotation, molecular function: protein binding. Bases 247 to 2415 code for a protein of 722 amino acids. Gene Ontology annotation, cellular component: membrane; neuron projection; BBSome. Gene Ontology annotation, biological process: non-motile cilium assembly. The transcript has 17 exons.
GGCCGUUCCCGGACUACAACUCCCAUCUUCCUCGGCCGGCUGGGGUUAAUGGGAGUAGUAUUUCGGGAGGGGAAAGAUGCGGGCGGGGGGCGGUUAUUAAAUUAGCGCCCGCGAGAGAGGCUGUUUUCAUCCGCUGCCGCCUCGCAGGCCCGGCUUGCGGCCUGCUGCGGUUUCCAUAGCAACGGAUCCUUCCCUCGAUUCGCGGGCCGCCCGGAGAGGCCCAGGCCGGCCGCCGACGCCGACGCCAUGCUUGUGCCGGUCUUCAGCCUGAAGCUCAACCACAAAAUCCUGCCCCGCGGCGUGGCGCUGGGCAGGUACGACGGGACCCACCCGUGCCUGACGGCGGCCACGCAGGCCGGCAAGGUUUUUAUUCACAAUCCUCAUGGACGUGGCCAGCACAUGAAUGCAAACCGCUUGGCACUAAGUACCCAUGAUGCUGAUAUUUCUUUGCUGAACAUCAAUGAAGCCGUCAGUUGUUUGACUGCAGGGUUGUUGAACCCUGAUCUUGGCUGUGAUUCCCUCCUAGUUGGCACACGGACCAGUUUGUUGGCAUAUGAUGUACACAACAAUGCUGAUUUGUUUUAUGCUGGGGUUCCCGAUGGAGCAAACUCUAUAGUGAUAGGAACACUGGGAGACAUUCCCUCCCCCUUAGCAGUUAUUGGCGGAAACUGUGCCUUGCAAGGUUUUAAUUAUGAAGGGAAAGACCUGUUCUGGACGGUGACUGGUGACAAUGUUCGCACUCUAGCCUUCUGCGACUUCGACGGUGAUGGGAAAAAAGAGCUUCUCGUUGGAUCUGAGGAUUUUGAUAUUAGGGUUUUUAAAGAAGACGAGAUUGUGGCGGAAAUGUCUGAGACUGAGAUCAUCACUGCCCUAACGUCGAUGAGCCCCACUCGCUUCGGCUAUGCCCUUGCUAAUGGCACGGUGGGCAUUUAUAACCAGACAGCACGCUACUGGAGAAUUAAAUCUAAAAAUCAGGCGAUGUGCAUUGAUGCUUUUGAUAUUAAUUCCGACGGCGUCUGUGAAUUGAUAACUGGCUGGUCCAAUGGGAAGAUUGACGUGCGCAAUGAUCGAACUGGAGAAGUCAUUUUCAAGGACAACUUUGCUUCUUCCAUCGCGGGAAUUGUGCAGGGAGACUACAGGAUGGAUGGAAGUACACAAUUAAUCUGCUGCUCGGUUGAAGGUGAAGUGCGAGGGUACCUGCCAGGGACUCAAGAGAUGAAAGGAAGGCUGAUGGACACAAGUGUGGAGCAAGAUCUGAUUCGAGGGCUUAGUCAGAAGAAGCAGAACUUGCUCCUUGAGUUACGAAACUAUGAAGAAAAUUCAAAGCAGGUGGAACUGAACACUCAGGUAAAUGAGAUGGAUGGGCAAAGGGGUGUGAUCCCGGCAAACACACAGCUCCAGACUGCGUUGUCCGUCAAUCUGGGAUCGGAAACCGAAUCUGCUCAUGUAGAACUCUGCAUAUCCACAUCCAAUGAAACGAUUAUCCGAGCGGUGCUGAUUUUCGCCGAAGGCAUCUUUGAAAACGAGAGCCACGUGAUCCACCCCACUCCUCAGAACCUCUCGAGCAACAUAAAAAUCCCUCUCUGCCCCCCGAAAGACAUCCCGGUGGAGCUGAACAUCAAAGCCCUUGUUGGAUGCAAGAAGAGCACACAGUUCCAUGUUUUCGAGCUAUCCCGGCAGCUCCCUCACUUCUCGAUGUAUUCGUUCUGCAGCCCGGACUCUGCAAACAGGCCUCUGAGUUUUGUAAAAUUCACUCUGGGUGAGAAGGUGCAGAUGGGUGUCGUGUGGAUAAAACAAAAUUUCCUGCUACCUGAGGAUGUGGAGAUGCAGAACGAGUCGCUGGAGGUCUGCUUCACCUCCCUGCGUGACACGGGACAGCUGGGCAUCCGAAUGAGUUCCAGUGGAGAGAUCACCAUUAACACGGAUAACAUUGAUCUGGCUGGUGACAUCAUCCAAUCAAUGGCCUCCUUUUGGGCCAUUGAGGACUUACAGGUUGAAGCAGACUUCCCUGUGUAUUUUGAUGAGGUGCACAAAGCUUUUGUUGGGGUAGACAGUUCUCAUACAGUUUGUCAGAAGCUCACAGCCAACAUGGCUGACAGGUCCAACUCCAUCCGCAGCAUGCUGGUUCGAGCAGAAGAUUCCCGCCUGAUGGGAGACUGGAAAAACAUGAAGAAACGGUAUAAUGAACUGUAUGACCUCAACAAGGAUUUAUUGUCUCAGUACAAGAUUCGCUGCACCAAUCACUCAGAGUUUCUAAAUAAUCUCAAAGCCAUAAAUCAGGCCAUCCAACGAGCAGGAAAUCUCCGAGUUGGCAAACACAAAAUGCAAGUGAUUGCCGCCUGCCGGGAGGCUAUUAAGAACAACAGCGUUAAUAUGCUCAUCAAAAUCAUGCGCCUGGGGACAUCGUGCUCUUGAUCCAGGUUGAAGACUGGAGGUCAAAACUAGCCAAGGGAGAUGAGCCGAAAGAUCUGGCGGCAGAUAGACGGUAGAUGAUGCUGUCAGAUUAGUGCCCAGUGAAAGUGCAGGAUGAAUACUUUCCUAGGCCUGAAGGUCCGGCUGUCUGCGCUGGGAGAAGAGGAGGCCAGGAAUGUUGGUGCUUUAUAAACAUCAUGCUAGCGGAGACAUGGCCAAGCUUUUUGUGGAUGUUACAGACCAAACCAGAGAAUUUCAGAAGCCAAAAAAAAACCCCAAACCCACCCCAAAUGCCCUGGAGGCCGUUGAUUAAAAUAGCAAUGUUUGAUUCUUCAAUAAAAUUGACAGACCUCAGUC